This is a messenger RNA of Leptopilina heterotoma, 1525 nucleotides long. RefSeq lists its product as uncharacterized. The record is from RefSeq and is a predicted model, not a curated record. The transcript has 5 exons. Bases 91 to 1485 code for a protein of 464 amino acids. NCBI's taxonomy places the organism in Eukaryota, Metazoa, Arthropoda, Insecta, Hymenoptera, Figitidae.
CGAAACGAGACUCAUUGUAAUCAAUAAUGGACAUCGUUGUAGGUCCUUGUUCCCGUCAAACAAUAAUCAGUCCUUAUUGUAUUAUUGUUGAUGUUAAUGGUCUCAUCAACAAUUGGCGAUAAAUUAGAGACGAUUGUGCCUGCAUACUUCCGCUCGCUGCAAGAGCCAGUUCUUAUUAAUUUUCCUAAGCGAAAUAAUCUUACGAGAGGUGCUAUGGCCCAGCGAUUUUAUUUACCACCGGAAGUGCCUAGUGUUUUACGUCCGGAAAUCAUCGACAACAAAUUAAGAAGUUCUUCAUGGAUUCAUUUUCAUAAAUUAUCAUCACAACCAAAUUUGAAUUUACAAACACCAUUUCAAAUUGAUCAGGAGGAUAAUUUCUAUAAAUUUGGUAGACCUCAACAAAUAACUGAUGAUUCCAACACUGAAUUUGUCAAGGUCAAUGAAAUGUCCUGCAGAAAUUCUGACGAUGAAAUUUAUUUCAGAGUGUCCUUGACACCAUUGAGGAGGACAGGUCAACCAAUAAUAGAGAACACUGGUAGCGAUAGUUGCGAAAUCAAAAAUUUACAAAACGAAUAUAAAAUUGAUUUGGAUGGUAAUCAAUUUUGGAAUUGUGGUGUCACGGAAUGUUCGAAUGGAUCGGAUUCGAGUUAUUGUCUAAAUCUCCGAUUCCCUUUGAUAACUGGUUUAAAAUUGAAGGAGGAUUUCAAAAUUACUUUGCAGUGCAGAGGUCAAGAUAAAAUUGUUUCACAUGUGAAGAAAAUCAGCAUUAAUUCCUUAGACACAACAGGAAAAAUGUUACCGAAAAUUGAAACAGGUGGAUAUAAAAGCGAUUUCCAGACUGAUGUGGCCCUUUAUAGAAAGACUUUCAAUUCGGAAAAUGUUUUCGACACUCGAAUUGAAUCAGGAGGAACUGUCAUUUUAGGCGAAGAAAUUUUACUUCGUGUCUUGGUUCGCGAAGGCGAUGGUUGGCAGUACUCGAAAAUCAGCGACGUGACAAUUUAUUUCGUGGAAAGAAGGCAGAGAAGAAAAAUAAUGAACAGCGUUUCAAUUUUAGAUACAAAUGGUUGUUUGAAUCCAGAAAUUAGAUCAGUAUGUUCACGUGAACAAUACAGAGUGUCACCUUUGGAGAGUUAUUUGCUUUUUAAAGCAUUUAUGUUUGAAAAUAUGAAGGAGAACGACGAGAUGAUAAUAAGCGUGAAGGUAAUUGGAUGUCUGGAUGGAGCUGAUUGCAUUCUAAAUUGUCCGGCGGGUCACUUGAGGUCGAAAAGAAAUACUCCCAGUCAACGAAAUCAAACUAUUAAAUUUGAGAAUGACAUUGAAUUUAAAGUCAUUUUACCAACGACAGAGGAGCACGCGAUGGAUUUAAGUAUCAUUAUUUACAUUCUCUCCGCUUUGAUAUUAAUAUCCAUUGUUAUUUUAAUUUAUGUUGUUACGGAAUUUAUCAAACAGAACUAUCACAGAUCUAAUUCAUCUAAUUUAACGUAACAUUUUUAUCUUGAAUUUAGUUCGAUAACUAGAAUUAAUC